Carassius auratus (goldfish) is the source of this 2359-nucleotide messenger RNA. It is a transcript of the gene rnf126, whose product is annotated as ring finger protein 126. Gene Ontology annotation, biological process: protein ubiquitination. Lineage: Eukaryota; Metazoa; Chordata; Actinopteri; Cypriniformes; Cyprinidae. The transcript is spliced from 9 exons. Gene Ontology annotation, cellular component: cytoplasm. Gene Ontology annotation, molecular function: ubiquitin protein ligase activity. The record is from RefSeq and is a predicted model, not a curated record. The coding region runs from base 68 to 997 and encodes 309 amino acids.
UCUUGUUCCGUUCGGGCUUCCGUGCUUCGCCUCGUUCUCGUUCUUCUCAGUCGGUCCUGCAGUGAAGAUGGCGGAAGCUCCCCCGCGGCCCUGCCGGUUCUUCUGCCACCGGUGUUCCGAAGAGAUCAGCCCUCGGCUCCCGGAUUACAUCUGUCCACGGUGUGAGUCCGGCUUCAUCGAGGAGUUGCCUGGAGAGGGAAGUUCAGAGAAUGGGUCCACAUCAACAGCCUCUAAUGAUCAGAACCGGCCCUCGUUCGAGAAUGUGGACCAGCACUUGUUUACAUUCCCACAUGGUUACAGCCAGUUUGCUCUGGGGAUCUUCGAUGAGGGCUUCGACUUCAGAGCCGGUUUGCCAGCGGAAGAUAACCGUGACGCCGAAAACCGCCGAGAGCGGGAGAUGGCCUCACGACAGCGCUACGGGGCCAGACAGCCGCGGGGACGACAUGUUCCCCGGAGACAAGGAGUGAGGCAUGAGGGUGUACCCACUUUAGAAGGAAUCAUUCAGCAGUUAGUUAAUGGUAUUAUUGCUCCGACUGCUAUGCCAAACGUGGCGAUGGGGCCAUGGGGAGUGCUGCACUCAAACCCAAUGGACUAUGCAUGGGGAGCCAAUGGAUUAGAUGCCAUCAUAACUCAGUUAUUAAAUCAGUUUGAAAAUACGGGUCCCCCUCCAGCAGACAAAGAGAAGAUUAAGAGUCUCCCUACGGUCCAGAUCACACAGGAGCACGUGGGUGCUGGUCUAGAGUGUCCCGUCUGUAAAGAAGACUACAGCGCAGGAGAGAAUGUUAGACAACUUCCGUGCAAUCAUCUCUUUCAUAACGACUGUGUCGUUCCCUGGCUCGAGCAGCAUGACACGUGUCCAGUGUGCAGGAAGAGUUUGAGCGGCCAGAACACAGCCACGGAUCCACCCGGCCUAUCAGGGAUGAACUUCACCCCCUCUUCCUCCUCCUCUUCCUCCUCCAGCUCUCCGAGCAACGAGAAUGCCACCAAUAACUCGUAAGAGCUCAGUCCACGUCCCCAACACAUCAUCAUCAUCAUCAUCAUCAUCAUCAUCAUCUCAGCCGUGCUGCCCAGCGCCGGCCCGGACGACACACACUCUUUCCCUCCCACCGGAGACUGAUCUGUGACACGGUGGAACCAGCGCUGAACCUGCCCAUCACUACCAACACACACACACACAAACACGCCAAACCCCGAGAGAACCAAACACUCUUCUGUUGCUGUUCUUUUAAACCGCUGAACUUCAGAGCCAUCAUUCCUCAAGGUCCGUGUGACGUGCUUUUAAUCAGCAGAGCGCGUGAGAGAAAUGCUGAGGAACAGAGCUGCAGGACGAGGUGCGAGCUGAACUGUGUUUGAGAAGCAGACUCUGUGUCAGACUCUCCAGAGGGACGCACGCGCUCAAAUCCAACCUUUUCUUUUAUUAUCCUUUCAUUCUUAUUUUACGGAGAAAAGUUGCUGAUAUGUGAACGUGAGUAUGUGUGAAUCUCUCAAAACCGGUCAAGGUCACGUUUCACCCCACAAUCUGACGAAGAAAGAAGCUGUGUAUUAAGCUAAAGCCUGUUUUAGAGCCGCACCGAUAACUUUGUUACUUUUCAAUACAAUUGUGACAUUAUGCCGUAAUGCAAAAAACAAUCCGAUUCUCAUUACUGUAAUACGAAUUGUAUUGUUAGUUGCACUGCCUUUAAUUUGAUCAAUCAUUUAAUUACAGUAUUUUAUAUUGUAGUACUACAUUACAGUAAUGAAUAAUGCAUUACUGAAUGCUUUCUUGUAAAUAAUUGUCAUGAAAUGAUCUAAAAUGCAAUCUUUUCAUGCAUCAUACAGUUUUCUUUUCUUUUGAUGUUGGGGUUAAAUAAAAUCUGGAUGUGUUUUUCGCGAUUCACCCAUAUAUAUAUAUGAAACAUACUUAUUGAAAGAAAUAAAAAAUAAGAGUUGUGUCAUAUUGUGAAAAGCCAAGCGAUCCAAGAACAUCUGUGACUGAGGAAGUUUCUCUCCUGAUAUUUAUUUGCACAGUGAAGAUUAUUAGAGCAUUGAACAAACAGAAAAGUGUGAAUGAUUUUCUACAUUUAGCACCGUCCUUAAAACUCCUUGAAAAGAACAUUUCACCCUGCAUUUUUUUGGGCCUUUAUCCAAACAGCACACGGCCCGAGAACGAGAUAAGAGCUCUCUCUUGCUUUCUCUCACUCUUAACUCUUUUUUUUUUUUCUUUUAUAUUUUUAAAUCCGCUCACAUCCAGCUGUCUUCUCUCAGUCUGCCACAUAUUCAGUGACUUUCAGUUCAGGACAACUUUUUUUUUAACUUAUUUUAAGUUGAAUGGUUUGUUUUUGUAAAUCAUAAUAAAGGAGAAGAACCAAUGAAUAAUGAA